GCAUUGCGCAGCUUCCGGCCAUCAGGUGAGGCGAAAGAGAAAAGAGGAGGCAUCCCGUCAGCUCACCUGUCGGCAGUGAAUCCCAUUCCCUCCAACCUGAGGUCAGAGGCCAAGAAAGCUGCCAAGAUCCUAAGAGAGUUCACUCAGAUCUCCAACAGGACUGGACCGGACAAACUCAUCCCUGCUCAUAUCAUAGCCAAGGCCGAAGGUUUGGCCAUCAUCUCGGUCAUCAAGGCGGGCUUCAUGGUCACCGCCAGAGGAGGCAGCGGCGUCGUCAUCGCCAGACUCGCCGACAGACGUUGGUCGGCGCCGUCGGCCCUUGGMAUAGCAGGCCUCGGCGGAGGCUUUGAGCUCGGUGUGGAGGUGUCAGACCUGGUAAUCAUCCUGAACCAACGGAGAGCGAUUGAAGCAUUCACRAAGGGCGGCAACCUGACGCUGGGUGGGAACUGCACCGUUGCCGUGGGACCCAUGGGCAGGAACCUGGAGGCGGACGUCGCCCUGCGCAGCACUGCGGCCGUCUUCACCUACUGCAGGUCCAGAGGGCUGUUUGCAGGGAUUUCUCUGGAGGGGUCUUACCUGAUUGAACGCAAAGACACCAACCGCAAGUUCUACUGUCAAGACAUCCGAGCCUCAYGUAUCCUAAAUGGAGACGUUGAGCCUCCCACGGAGUUCUACGACCUUUACCACAUCCUGGACGUGUACACAGAGGCCUACACCACCGACUGGACCAACAAGAACGUGCGGGCCAGGUCGGWUCCUCCAUCCAGACCUCCUGCUCCGUCCCAGAAGAAAGCACAGAGCAGCUACCGGCAGCCGGAUAACAGCGAGAAGAAGGACAGACUCUACCCCAGCGCUUCCGUCUACAAGUCGGACACGUCCAGUGAGUCAUUGCUUCAGCUUUAA
This is a messenger RNA of Poecilia reticulata (guppy), 903 nucleotides long. The record is from RefSeq and is a predicted model, not a curated record. Lineage: Eukaryota; Metazoa; Chordata; Actinopteri; Cyprinodontiformes; Poeciliidae.